Molecule: messenger RNA, 1813 nt
Organism: Nematostella vectensis (starlet sea anemone)
Lineage: Eukaryota; Metazoa; Cnidaria; Anthozoa; Actiniaria; Edwardsiidae
Product: microfibril-associated glycoprotein 4
Exons: 3
Coding region: 323-1303 (326 amino acids)
Source: RefSeq, a predicted model, not a curated record
UUGAGACUCGAGGCAAAAAUGUGUCAAAAAAACUUUAUCGCUUGGUCAAAUCUUUAUCACACAAGCCUUGAAAAGCCCUUAGACCCAGGCCUCCAAGAGAGGAGAUUUUAAUUAUUUUCUCCUUGUUUAACAAACUCUUUGACAAAAUUUGUUAUUGACAGCUUGAUAACUGAUCAAUACUAGAAAAGACGCAUUGUAUACUUUGUAGAAAAAGGGCUUUUUUGUUACAUUUAGUUAUGAAUUUUUAAUUCUUUACUUCUACUGAUAAAGUUAUUCAGUUUUUAUUGAGUGCAGAGCGGCUCUCUAAAGCAGUCUUUCCGAUAUGAAGUCAUUAACGUUUACCGCAACUUUCGUUUUCCUUUGCCUCUUUCGAAUGGCUUUUUCUCAGUCCAACGAUGGAACCCAUUCUAACUAUUUAGCAACCGAACAUGACAAACGAUCCGUCACCAAGUUGUUAAAGUCUGUAAAAGUUGUGGACGACUUUGCGUGUGUUCGGGAGUGUACUCGCGCCGAGGAAUCGUGCACAUCAGUGAAUUUCUACAAAGACAGGGACUCUAAUGGCAAGCACCUUUGCGAGUUACUCACGGACGACAAGAAACAAUGUAAAGGUGAUACCAACCUGGUAAAAGAUGAUGAAGUCCACUUUAUCACAGUCAAACAACAACCGCCCUUGAUCCAAUCAGAACACCUUGCUCACACCAGCGGCAUAUUCCCCAUCGCCCUCACUCCAUGUCAUCCCCUCGACGUCUAUUGCGACCUGGGCACUAGCGGAGGAGGCUGGACUGUCAUCCAGAGGCGCGUGGACGGCUCGGUGGAUUUCUACCGAGGCUGGGACGAGUACAAGCGGGGGUUUGGUAACAAGGAGGGAGAGUUCUGGCUGGGGCUGGAUAAUAUCCACGCUAUGACGUCACAGAGGCGGUACCGUGUGCGCUUUGACUUGGAGGACUUCGGGGGGAACACCCGCUACGCCGAGUACGAUGACUUUAGAGUUGGUGAUGAGGCGGCGAAGUACCAGCUUGUUUCAAUUGGUACAUACUCAGGUACAGCUGGUGAUAGUCUCGCCUAUCACAGAGGCGGUUAUUUCUCGACGCCAGAUCGCGACAACGACGUGAAGGAUAGUGAAUCUUGCGCAGUAAGAUUUGAAGGUGCAUGGUGGUUUAAAUCAUGCUUUUUUAGCCAUCUUAACUGCCGUUAUCACGUGACCCCAUUUAACAAGUUGACUGCACAUGGAAUCAUUUGGUUCCACUGGCUUAUUGAUAGAUACUCACUCAUGAAAUCAGAAAUCAAAGUGCGACCUUAUUAGGAACCGACCAUUUGAUAACUAACGGGGAGGUAACAGAUUUUUGUUUCUUUUUUUUUUAUUAUUAUUAUUAUUUAUUUCGUAACCCGAGUGUCAAGGCUUUAUUUUGUUUUCUUUGAAGUAUUUCCCUCCAAUUUUAGAAAACUAAAAUCGCCUGAUACUCGGGCUAUGUGUUUCGAGGUUAGUCACUUGAUGUUUUUUUUUUCUAUUCUAUGUCUUUAGGCGUUUUUUUUUAUAGAUCAAGGCCUGCUUAUGAUUAUUUAUUGAUUUCAUUUCUUUUUUAGGGUGGGGUAUCUCGUUAGUGAAGCGUCGAUACCAUAUGGUCUGUCCCUUAAAAUCCACUAACCCGGCAUGCUUGGUAAUUGUUUUCUGUUUUAAAAACCAAAAUUCCUAUUUUUCAAAAAUAUAACUUUCGGUGCAUUAAAUGGGAUUUUAAUAAUUUAAUCACAGACACCAAUUUCCUUCUGCUUAGUGGCCUUGGUUGAUAAAUGUAAAAUAGAGGUGAUAUUUUUA